CGAGCUUGAUUUUAAAUUUGUGUCACUCCCUUCAACCUUAUGCCAUAGGCCGCUGAGGAUACCGAUGGGCUCACAUCGUCUUGCGCAGCUACGUUUUCUCUCGAACCAUAUCGUGUCUUCCUCGCUGGAAGAAAAGAGUCCGACAUCUUUGGUGUCAUCGUAUCCUAAGCGUUCAGCCUUGGGAGCGCUAUUCUCCAGAACGCUGCCAAGCUAUAGUGAUCCAUUCCGGGGUACAGCUUUCCCUGCGAUUGGGGAUGCGUCAUCGAUAUCAUGCUAUCUGAGUAAAUGACUAGUCAUCAUAUUCAGUCAUGGAGUUGGCUGCUCACGUCUGAUUUCGCAUUUUGUGGCGAGAUGGCUUCGCGUGGCUAUGUCGUAGUUGC
This is a messenger RNA of Suillus subaureus, 380 nucleotides long. RefSeq lists its product as uncharacterized. The coding region runs from base 65 to 289 and encodes 74 amino acids. Lineage: Eukaryota; Fungi; Basidiomycota; Agaricomycetes; Boletales; Suillaceae. The transcript has 3 exons. The record is from RefSeq and is a predicted model, not a curated record.